Messenger RNA from Ilex paraguariensis (yerba mate), 2195 nucleotides. The record is from the annotation of a GenBank genome assembly. Lineage: Eukaryota; Viridiplantae; Streptophyta; Magnoliopsida; Aquifoliales; Aquifoliaceae.
AUGGAUUCUUCAUCAACUAUGCUGUUCAACCAGCUCAAGACCGCAGAACCAUUUUUCCUACUAGCUGGUCCUAAUGUGAUUGAAUCGGAGGACCACAUUCUGCGUAUGGCCAAGCACAUUAAGGCUAUCACUUCUAAACUUGGGUUGCAAUUGGUUUUCAAGUCAAGCUUUGACAAAGCUAAUCGGACAUCUUCCAAAUCAUUUCGUGGUCCUGGCCUCAGUGAAGGCUUGAAGAUCCUUGAAAAAGUGAAAAUAGCAUAUGACCUUCCCAUAGUCACUGAUGUACAUGAAGCCAUUCAGUGUGAAGCAGUCGGCAGGGUUGCAGAUAUUAUUCAGAUUCCUGCUUUUCUGUGCCGACAGACGGAUCUUUUAGUUGCAGCAGCCAAAACUGGAAAAAUUGUCAACAUUAAGAAGGGUCAAUUCUGUGCUCCUUCGGUCAUGUUAAAUUCUGCUGAAAAGGUCAGAUUGGCUGGGAAUAACAAUGUAAUGGUUUGCGAGAGAGGAACCAUGUUUGGCUACAAUGAUUUGAUUGUAGAUCCACGCAACUUCGAGUGGAUGAGGGAAGCAGAUUGUCCUGUGGUGGCUGAUGUCACACAUUCGUUGCAGCAACCUGCUGGGAGGAAGUUGGAAGGUGGCGGUGUUGCUAGUGGAGGUCUUCGUGAAUUAAUCCCUUGCAUUGCAAGGACAGCAGUUGCUGUGGGAGUGGAUGGAAUUUUCAUGGAGGUACAUGAUGACCCUCUAAAUGCUCCAGUGGAUGGUCCAACACAGUGGCCUCUGCGCCAUCUGGAGGAACUGCUUGAAGAGCUUGUGGUAAUUGCUAGGGUUAGCAAAGGGAAGCAACAGAUGAAAAUUGAUCUCACUCCAUUUCAUCCAUAGGAAGAUUUUGAGGCUUUUCUUCAGGGUAAGCUAGCAAACACUCCUGGGUUCAGAUUUUAUUUUCUUCCAUUAAUCUACACGUGCAGUGAACUAUCCAACUUGCAAUUUCUGUGAUGCUGCUUAUAUAAAUCAUCUGGUGUGUUUGCCACCUUUUACCGGGCUUGGCUCCCCUCUAAUGGUGAGGAUUUAUCUACGUUAACAAAUCUUAUCUUACUUAUAAAACAUUUUAAAUUUUGAAAUUCAAAUGGAACUGAAUAUGUUGAUGUGAAUAGGUCCUCGCCAUUCAAAGAGAAUUAGAGGAUCCUCCAAUAAUUCUGUCUUUCAGCGAAACUUUUAAUGAGGUUGUUGGAAACAGUUUCUGCUUGAAAAGAGUAAUUCCUAAACUUGGAUGUACGAAGUGGGAAAUACCCAUUAUAGUAGCAUGGAUUGGAAGAGUUACGGUUUCUAUCUUGAGGUCCCAUUAUCUGUUCUUUGAUUAUACAUUGUUGUGCCCUGUACCCAAUUCCCAUGGAUUUGGUGUUGAACUCAAUUACCGUCAAAUUUAACUCAUAAAAAGUGCUAAAACCUCAAAAUUAAUCCUUCCAAUGUUCGAAAUAAUCACAACUGUUGCAUCACUGUCAAAACUAUUGUAGAAAACAAGUUACAGAAUAUGCUUUAAUUCCUCAGUUGAUUUGAUUCUACUGCCUUUACUCUCAAGUUAACCUGCAUCUAAGAGGGUAAAUAAGUGGUUAGCUUGGGAUGUCCAAUAAAUAGAUUAAAACAUAAAAUAUGAAAUAAAAGGAAUUGAACGAUAACAGAAUAACUCAAAAAUCAAUUGCAGAAGCAAGAAUCAUCACAAUUAUGUCUCAAAAAUCAAUACUGAAAUUGACACAUCUCAAAAUCAGUGGAAACAGAUAUUUGUCUAACGAACGAUGUGAGAAUCAAGCACGCUCAUAUCAUAGCACACAAAUUUCAAAACACACUGGACAUAAUCAAAGGAGUUUCAAUUUACAGUAACAAACCAACCAAUCGGAAUGUGAGUGCAGGACAACAACAGAUUACUGCAAAGAGAUUUAAUUAGGAUGCAUAUUAUGAGAUAAUCCACUUAAACUUCAAUUGAAACCAUGGAUAUAAAGACCUCAAUGCUAUUAAGAGCAGUCUAAAUUUUCAUCAUAAUCGAUCCACUUGAUUUGAAACUCUAAAAUUGUCAAUCACUGUUAGGUUCCCUAAUGAUGGGCACUAACUUGAGAAAGUGGUGAGCAACUUACAGUAGCAGCCUGGAACUAAUGAAUUGACAACUUGGGAAAGUGGUCAGCAAAUUACAAUAGUAACUAAUCUAC